This is a messenger RNA of Symbiodinium sp. CCMP2456, 1111 nucleotides long. The record is from the annotation of a GenBank genome assembly. Lineage: Eukaryota; Dinophyceae; Suessiales; Symbiodiniaceae.
AUGCCAAAAGCCCUCUUCGCUUGGGAGAUGGGGGGCGGCCUCGGCCACGCCGGCCCCCUGCGGGCCGUCGGCGCCGAACUCGUCCGGCGCGGCGACGCCGUUACGCUCGCAACGACGAACGUCCCCCUCUGCGAGCAAGCGUUCGUCGGCUCUGGCGUGGGCCUCAUCCCCGCGCCAAGCCUGCCCUUCUCAGAGAAGCAGCUCCGAGCCCCCUGCACGUUCAGCGACGUCCUGCACGACUGCGGCUACUCGUUGCCGGCCAGGGUUACUGAGGCGGUUGGCCAGUGGCUGCGGAUCAUCGAUGAGUUGCGGCCUGACCGCCUGCUAGCCGACUACAGCCCGACAGCGAUGCUCGCCGCCCGCAUCCGCGGCGUCCGCACGACCGUCUUCGGCACGGGGUUCACCUGUCCGCCCGACAUUACGCCGCUGCCGAGCCUCCACGAACAGGUGACCGAGCCCCACUGGGCCGCUGAAGUCGAGGCUGCGGUACUCACCAGCAUGAACGCGGCGCUUGGAGCCCACGGCGGCCGGUCGUUGAACUACGUCGCUCAGCUGUAUGCCGACGCCGACAGCCAACUCCUCCUGACGCUGCCCGAGCUGGACCAUUACCCCAAUCGAGAACAAGGAGAAUACGUGCGGCCUUUUGGGACGUUGCCAGCAACACACGCGGCCUGGCCCGAAAGCUCACAGGGCCCGCGGGUGUUCGUCUACCUCCGCAACGAGCCCUCCACGGAGCCGCUGCUGCGUGGUCUCGCGAUGAAGGGGAUUACAACGAUCGCCUACGUCUACGGACUCUCUAGGGCGUGUGUCGAUGCACUGUCGGGGAGCAGCGUGAGGGUCUAUUCAAAUCCGAUCGACCUGCAGCCUCUUUUGGAAAGCUGCGAUGUCGCGGUGCUCAAUGGCGGACAUGUCGCUGCGUGCGACUUAUUGCUUGCGGGAACUCCGAUGCUGACGAUCCCGCUGACUCUCGAACAAGCGGCAACCGCCCGUCGGAUCCGCGAAAACGGGGCCGGGCUCGACGCCUCAGUCUACGACCUGAAUGCGAUCGGCUAUGCACUCGAGAAGCUGAUCGGCGAUGCCAGCUACACCGAAGCAGCAAGGGCGAUUGCAA